This is a messenger RNA of Clonostachys byssicola, 2040 nucleotides long. The record is from the annotation of a GenBank genome assembly. Lineage: Eukaryota; Fungi; Ascomycota; Sordariomycetes; Hypocreales; Bionectriaceae.
AUGGAAAACCCAGGCGGAUCGGCAACCCACCUGCAGAUAUCACUGCCGGACAAGCCACCGCCGCCGCCCAAGCCCAUCACCAUCAUUCUAGAGACCGGCAUGGCGUCCAGUGACCCUGCCCCUCUGAAAGAUCAGAAUUCUAUUCCUGCCCCUAUGGGGAAUCAACAUUCUACGCCUUCCCCUGGAGGAGAUAUCACUCCUCCGACCCGCCAUCGCUUCAUCAUGGAACACCCGGGUAGACCAAAUCGAUUGCAGAUAUUACUCCCGGACAGCCCACCGCUGCCAGCCAACUCUACGACCAAUGCCCCAGGGAACAACAUGGCAUUCAGUAACCCUGCCCCUGUGGAAAAUCAACAUUCUAUUCCUGCCCCGAUGGGGAAUCAACAUUCCAUGCCCUCCCCUAUGGGAGAUCAGAAUUCCAUGCCUGCUCCUAUGGGAGAUCAACAUUCUAUGCCUGCUCCUAUGGAAGGUCAGAAUUUCAUGUCUGCCCCUAUUGAGAAUCAACAUUCUAUACCUGCUCCUUCUAUGCCUGCCCCUAUGGAGAAGCAACAUUCUAUACCUUCCCCUAUGGAAGAUCAGAAUUCUAUGAAGCACGCGCAACUCCAUCAGGGACUCCUCGAGAGCCCAAUGCCCAACAACGCACCCUUGGAUGCUGGUGGUGUGAGCUUGCAGCAGGGUCCGGAUUGCCUGAUGCCUGCCAACGCGUGGUGGCCUGCUGAUCAGGAUCCAUCUGCUGGCUCUGAGGUCCCGGCGCCGAGCCAAGAAAUCAACAAUGAUCAAAUGACGGCCGUUCAGAACGCCCAUUCGUCCCUGUACCAGCAGAUCCCGGUCACAAAUACCGGCACUAGAUUCAUCUGCCCGAGCUACCUGACCGCUGUCCCUAUGAUGCAGCAGCCACCACCUAUUGCAAUGGCCUUUGAGUCAGUGGUUGUGCUAGAGCCUCCGUCACCUAUGGGACUGCCAGAAAACCAAACCUUCCCUCCGGGACUUGGACCAUUCUCUCCAACGCCUCAGCUACUUGUACCAACGCCAACACAGCAUGCACAAGGGUCCGAGGCCCACAAGGAGCCCGGUAGUCUUGGAGUGGUCACGUAUGGGGGCAACCAGCCGUCCUUUGGCGUACCCGUCCCGAGCCGAGAUACUAGGGUCUACUCUGUCAGAACUGGCUUGUUUGAACCUAAUGGCGUCGUCUUCUCUAACGUCGACAGUAUUCGACCUCCUCCUUGCCCUUCUCCUCCUCACACUUCUCCUCACACGUCUCCUCCUCACACUUCUCCUCCUCACACAUCUCCUCCUUACGGUUCUCCUCCAUGCUGCAUUCCACAAGCAGCAUCUCCGGGUGCCACCCCACGUCUGGUCGAGGAGGUGUCUGACGAUGCGGGUGCUGCCGUGCCUCUGAGCCCGAGCACUGUGGCUUCUAUGAACCCUCUCAAUAUCCCAACGGGGCAGCUCCCAUUGCCCGGCGGCCCUGAGCUGGGGUCUGCGCCAGCCAUUCAUGUCCCGCAGGGACAAAUCAUCCAUGUCCCGCAUCGACCAAGAGCAAUCCAAACAGCGGCGGCCGCAGUGCUCGAGCGCAACAGGAUGCCCAAGCCAAACGCCCCGGCCGUCAUACUGCUCGUCCAGGGGGGCGCAUGUCCCACCUGCAAGAGGGACAAGCCGCUGCCGGGCGAGCGCGACAUGAAGACGCACAUCCGCUGCGAGCUCCCCUACCGGACCACCGAGGGCCAGGUCAUCAUGCUCCGCGGCUACGACCCCAAGCUGCCCAACGCUUUCACCAUUGACGGCCACGGGCACAAGAACGGCAUCCUCAUGUGCCCCUUCUGCGUCAACAGGGUGCAGGUGGUGUGCGGCGACCACCCGGACGACGUGUACAUGCCGGGCUGCUCGACGUGCAGGAGCUUCAUGCAGACGGGCAUCGCGCACGUCGCGCACCACCUCAGGAGGCUCCGGGACCCGAGGCAGUACAUCCCCAACCACCACGAUACGUGCCCGGGACCUCGGCGGGGGUGCAAUUGCAUUCCGCACUACUGGAGGGUCUGA